UCCAGCCGGCAAGUCAUGUUUUAGAGCAGCCCACAGGCAAAGCAGCGCAUUUUGCACAGGACAUUUCUGCACCGCAUCUCUUCUUUCUCUUCCCUCGUCGUCCAACUCCGCACCGUUUGGCCGUACAGCCGCGCCAUCUUGUUGUACGGCACGGCGAGAGCCCUGUCGGGUCUCCCGCAAGGCGCCAUGUCCGCACGACGGAACCUCGAACGAUCCAUUUGCUUACGAUAGCACCAGGAAGCCAAAUAUGGAUGCAGGAAACUCCGCCAAGGAAACGGUCCUCAUUACAGGAGGAGGUGGUUAUUUUGGCUUCCGUUUAGGUUGUGCCUUGUCUGAAAGAGGCAUGGAUGUGAUUCUCUUCGACGUCUCCAAGCCUGUCCAAGAGAUGCCAGAAGGUAUGACAUUUGUACAGGGCGAUGUCCGGCAUACCUCUGAGUUGGAAAGAGCUGUCCGAGGCGUGGCUUGCAUCUUCCAUAUCGCCUCCUAUGGAAUGUCCGGCCGGGAGCAGCUGAACCACAAACGUAUAGAAGACGUCAACGUGAGAGGGACUGAGAAUGUUAUCCAAACUUGUAAGAAAAAUGGCGUCUCAAAGUUGGUUUACACAAGCACAUACAACGUGGUGUUUGGAGGCCAAGUAAUUGAAAAUGGAAACGAAUUGUUGCCUUAUCUGCCUCUCCACCUUCAUCCAGACCACUAUUCAAGGACCAAAGCUCUAGCAGAGAUGAAGGUUCUGGAAGCAAAUGGGACCUUCUUUGAAGAUGGACAAGGGGUGCUGAGAACCUGCGCUCUGAGGCCGGCUGGUAUCUUCGGACCUGGAGAACAGAGGCACCUCCCAAGAAUCGUUAGCUACAUUGAACGGGGGUGGUUUCGGUUUGUGUACGGGGAUCCCGGCAGUUUGGUGGACUUUGUCCACGUCGAUAAUCUGGUUCAAGCUCACGUUUUAGCAGCGGAGGCACUAGGAGCCCCCCAGGGGUACAUUGCAGCUGGACAGGCCUACUUCAUCUCAGAUGGCCAACCUGUGAAUAACUUUGAGUUUUUCCGCCCCUUAGUGGAAGAUUUAGGCUACGCGUUCCCAACUCUCCGCCUUCCCCUUUCGCUCAUUUACUUCUUCGCCUUUCUCACUGAGAUGGUUCAUUUUGUGGUAGGCCGGUUGUAUAACUUCCAGCCCCUCCUGACUCGCACGGAAGUGUACAAAACCGGUGUCACGCAUUACUUCAGUCUGGAAAAGGCCGAGAAGGAGCUAGGCUACAAACCUGAGCAGAGUAACCUAAAAGAAGUGGUGGAGUGGUUUAAGGCCCAGGGCCAUGGGUGCAAACCCAGAACAUACACCCUGAAACAUCUGCUUAGGCAUACAGCACUCAUUCUGCUCUUUUCCGUGGUGCUCCUUUUGUGGUUACCCAAAACAGUGAGGGGAUCUGACAGGGAGACCUAACAAACGAGAAUUUCAAAAUGGUGCUAAAUUAAGACUAAGACAGGAAUCGUUCCUUUAUUUUUUUUCUGGUGUCUGUGGAAGAGUCACAUGCUGGACUGCUCUCUGUGUACCACAUUUUGAUUCCCCCCUUUCUCCAAGGACUUCAGAGUGGUGCAUCUGGUUUUCCCAUCCCCAUUUUCUCCUCACAACACUCCUUUGAGGUAGAUUAGACUUGAGAGUGAGUGGCA
Molecule: messenger RNA, 1659 nt
Organism: Heteronotia binoei (common prickly gecko)
Lineage: Eukaryota; Metazoa; Chordata; Lepidosauria; Squamata; Gekkonidae
Gene: SDR42E1
Product: short chain dehydrogenase/reductase family 42E, member 1
Exons: 3
Coding region: 248-1432 (394 amino acids)
Biological process (GO): steroid biosynthetic process
Molecular function (GO): 3-beta-hydroxy-Delta5-steroid dehydrogenase (NAD+) activity
Source: RefSeq, a predicted model, not a curated record